This is a messenger RNA of Gastrolobium bilobum, 820 nucleotides long. Its product is annotated as glycine-rich RNA-binding protein 2, mitochondrial-like. Gene Ontology annotation, molecular function: RNA binding. The record is from RefSeq and is a predicted model, not a curated record. The coding region runs from base 136 to 564 and encodes 142 amino acids. NCBI's taxonomy places the organism in Eukaryota, Viridiplantae, Streptophyta, Magnoliopsida, Fabales, Fabaceae. The transcript has 5 exons.
CCCCACUCACUCUAUAAAAUGGAGUAGGGUGUGAGAUUUUGAGCUUAAACCCUAGCCGCUUCACUCCUCUCUUCUAUUAUUUUCUCUUCUCUCCUCUUCGGAACUUGCAAGGCCUAAGUUCAGGCAACAAUCAUAAUGGCAUUCUGUAAUAAGGUUGGAAAUUUCUUGAAGAACAGUGCUGCUCAGAGCAGACAAGCGCCUGUUACAUCCAUGCUUAAUUAUAUCCGCUGCAUGUCCUCCAGCAAGCUUUUCGUUGGAGGCCUUUCAUAUGGAGUUGAUGACCAGUCUCUUAAGGAUGCAUUUGCUAGCUUUGGAGAUGUGGUUGAGGCAAGGGUUAUCACUGAUAGAGAAACUGGAAGGUCAAGGGGAUUUGGAUUUGUCAACUACUCCAGUGAUGAGUCUGCAACUUCAGCACUCUCUGCGAUGGAUGGGCAGGAUCUAGAUGGGCGUAACAUUCGGGUGACCUAUGCAAAUGAUAGACCUUCUGGACCUCGAUCUCCUGGUGGCGGUGGUUAUGGUGGCGGUGGUUAUGGUGGCGGUGAUCGUAGGAGUGGUGGUUGGUGAUCCAGUCUUAGUUCAAUGUGCCUUUUGCGUAUGUUAGGAGUUCUCGGGGUUAUGUCUAAAACUUAAACUAAUGCUGCUGUUCAAGUGGUAAAUUAGUACCUAGUUGAAUUUAUAAUUUUAUUUCUUUUUCUUGGUUAUUUUUUGGGUUAUAUUAAUGGAGCAUUUGUUUCGAUCUAUUAUGGUGUCUGUGCAUGUCUUAAUUAUAUUUUGUUUUUAUUUUUUGGUUGUGAGAAGUGUGUGGAUUUCAAAUUGUUUU